This is a messenger RNA of Condylostylus longicornis, 2128 nucleotides long. RefSeq names its product proton-coupled folate transporter. Gene Ontology annotation, biological process: transmembrane transport. NCBI's taxonomy places the organism in Eukaryota, Metazoa, Arthropoda, Insecta, Diptera, Dolichopodidae. The record is from RefSeq and is a predicted model, not a curated record. The transcript has 11 exons. Gene Ontology annotation, cellular component: membrane. Gene Ontology annotation, molecular function: transmembrane transporter activity. Bases 285 to 1946 code for a protein of 553 amino acids.
UACGAAAAAAUUUUAAUUUUAACAUUUUUAGUUUAUUCAAACGUAUUUAUCAGUUACAAGAGGGACGACACUAAAUAUCAUUCUUGGAAACUUAAGAUUGCAAUAAUAUAGUUACUUAUACAUACUAUUUGUUUACAUACCCUAUACACGUUUUCAUUGUUUAUUUUUUUAUUAUUUUUUUACUACGUUUUUUUAUUUUUUUUACUAUACUUUGUUUGUUUACUAUCAUAGUUAUCAAAUAAAUAAAUAAAUAAUAAUAAUAAUAAAAAAAAAAUAUUGUAAAAAUGCCAAAUGAAGGAACGACACCAUCAUCAAGAAGGGAAAAUAAUAAUGUUCCACCAAAUACUGUUGAUAUUGAGGAACCGGAAGAAAAAAAAAGUUUAAUAACACGAUUAAUUAUUUAUCUUAAAAUAUUGCGUAAAUAUUUUGUAAUUGAACCGCUUUUAGUGUUAUGGCUAUUACCAUCAUGUUUCUUUUUAAUAGCUAUCCCAAAUUUGGCUCUAGAGAAAGCAUGCCGAGUCAAUUUAGGAUACAACAAGUUAAUAUGUGAUAAUGUAUUAGAAAAAUCUGAAGAUAUUGAUUGUGAUGUUUUUGAAGAAAGUUCCUAUGACAAAAUAAUUGAAAAUGUGUUUAAUAUAACAAAUAAUUCAACUGAUUUUAAUUAUGUUGUAUGUAAAGCGGAACUUGAAACACAAAAAGCAGUAACAUUUAUUAAUGGUGUACGUGGUCCAGUUUCUUCGGUUUUUCAAGUUAUUGUUAUAUUGUAUGCCGGAAAUUUAAGUGAUAGACUUGGUAAAAGAAAACCAUUAAUGCUUUUACCAUUAAUUGGAGAAUUUUUAUCAGCAUUGGCUUUGUUGAUUUCAUCAAUUUAUUUUGAUGAAAUACCAAUGGAAUUUGGUGCAUUUUUGGAAAAAUUAUUACCAGGUUUAUUGGGAGGCCCAACUCUUAUGAUAAUGGGAGUUUACAGUUAUUUGAUAGCAACAACAAAAGAAGAAGAUAGAGUUUUUCGUUUAGGCAUUUUUGGAAUGUGUUUAACAAUAAUCACAAUUGUUGGAUCACCUUUUAGUGGUACACUUUAUACUCAAUUAGGAUAUGUCAAUGUUUUUAUACUUGGGGCUGUACUUUUGGCAUGUGGUAUACUUUACUUAUUUUUAUUUGUUAAAGAAGUUGAACAAACUGAAGCAAAAGAUGUUAAAAAAGAAAAAUUUUCGUGUAAAGAAGGUCUAUUGGUAGCAUAUGAUAGUUCAAAAGUUUUAAUUAAAAAGCGAGAAAAUGAUGGCCGAAAAUAUUUAAUAUUAUUAACAAUAUGCUAUUUUCUAUUAAUUGGACCGGCAAAUGGUGAAGCUGAUCUUUUAUACCCGUAUACACUUAUUCGUUUGAAUUUUAAUGGAGAUGAUUUCAGUUACUUUUAUACAUUUUCACAAGCCAUCGCUGCAUGUGGAACUUUUAUUAUGACAACAAUUUUGAGUAAAAUGCUUAAAGUAACAGAUGCAAUGAUUGGACUUUUAGCAUCAAUAUGUUCUGUAAUUGCACGUGUUUGUUUCGCAUUUGCUAAGGAAUAUAUAUUGUAUUAUGCUGGUGGUGUUUUUGAUAUGUUUGUUGUUGCUAGAACAAUUUCUUUGAAAACUAUUAUAUCAUUAUUUGUUUUACCAGAAGAAUUAGGACGUAUUUAUUCAGUUUUGGGUAUAGCAGAUGCUUUGGGUACAUUUAUUUUUACACCAAUGUACAGUAGUUUGUAUAAUGCUACUGUAGCUAAUUUUCCUGGUGCAUUUUAUUUGUUCAGUGAAAUAUUUUUAGUUCCAAGCUCUUUUAUAUUUUUCAUUGUUUACUUGUUGUUGAGGAAGAGAAAACCUCCACCAUCAGAUCCAGAAGGAAAAGGUGAAAAUGGAAUCGAUAAUAUUGCAAUGGAUGAUAAAAAUCCUGAUACAAUGGAUACGCAUUUAUAAACUGUAAGAGAAAAAAGAAUAUUAAAAAUUUUUUUAUUAAUUUUCAUUCGGAACCCUUUUUUUUUAAUAUUAGUUUUAUUUUUUUUUUUAAUUUAAGAUAUUUUGUUUUUGCCUAGAAAAUUUUGUAAAUAUGUAUUUUUAUUUUAAUUUGUUGAAUUUAAUUAUAUGAAAAAAAUUUUCUU